CUAACAGUUCGUAGCUCUACCCAGAUUCAGUCCACCUCCGAAUCAGCUAGCGAGCACACCUAAAAAAUAGUACACGUACGUUAAAAAAAAAUUCAGUAAAUCGUCGGUUGUGUCUCCAUCAGCUCUCAUCGAAAUUGAAAAUUGAAUUAAUUUUUCUGAAUUAAUUUUUGGUGAAAUAUUUUUUCAAUUUCGUUCGCGAAAGUUGACCCAAAACCCUCGUCAAUAUGCGUGAGAUUGUGCACAUCCAGGCUGGCCAGUGCGGCAACCAGAUCGGAGGCAAGUUCUGGGAGGUGAUUUCCGACGAGCAUUGCAUCGAUGCUACCGGUACGUAUUACGGAGACAGCGAUCUGCAGCUGGAGCGCAUCAAUGUCUACUACAACGAGGCCACCGGUGCCAAGUACGUGCCUCGAGCCAUCUUGGUUGAUCUUGAGCCCGGCACCAUGGACUCUGUCCGCUCGGGAGCCUUUGGCCAGAUCUUCCGCCCGGACAACUUUGUGUUCGGUCAGUCGGGAGCCGGCAACAACUGGGCCAAGGGUCACUACACCGAAGGUGCCGAGCUGGUUGAUUCCGUCUUGGAUGUGGUCCGCAAGGAAUCGGAGGGCUGCGAUUGCCUCCAGGGCUUCCAGCUUACUCACUCUCUGGGUGGCGGCACUGGCUCCGGCAUGGGCACCCUGCUCAUUUCAAAGAUCCGUGAGGAGUACCCCGACCGUAUCAUGAACACCUUCUCGGUGGUGCCGUCGCCUAAGGUGUCCGAUACCGUUGUAGAGCCGUACAAUGCCACCCUCAGUGUGCACCAGCUGGUGGAGAACACGGACGAAACGUACUGCAUCGACAACGAGGCACUGUACGACAUCUGCUUCCGCACGCUGAAGCUGACCACGCCGACAUACGGUGACCUGAACCACUUGGUCUCGGCCACAAUGUCGGGGGUAACCACGUGCCUGCGCUUCCCCGGCCAGCUGAACGCCGAUCUGCGCAAGCUGGCCGUGAACAUGGUGCCCUUCCCCCGGCUGCACUUCUUCAUGCCCGGGUUCGCACCCCUCACAUCCCGCGGCUCCCAGCAGUACCGGGCCCUGACCGUGCCCGAGCUGACCCAGCAGAUGUUCGAUGCCAAGAACAUGAUGGCCGCCUGUGACCCCCGGCACGGCCGUUACCUCACCGUAGCCGCCAUCUUCCGUGGCCGCAUGUCCAUGAAGGAGGUGGACGAGCAGAUGCUCAAUAUCCAGAACAAGAACAGCAGCUUCUUCGUCGAGUGGAUCCCCAACAACUGCAAGACAGCGGUGUGCGACAUCCCGCCCCGAGGUCUGAAGAUGUCGGCCACUUUCAUCGGCAACUCGACUGCCAUCCAGGAGCUUUUCAAGCGGGUGUCCGAGCAGUUCACGGCCAUGUUUCGGCGAAAGGCUUUCCUUCACUGGUACACCGGUGAGGGCAUGGACGAGAUGGAGUUCACUGAAGCCGAGAGCAACAUGAACGAUCUGGUGUCGGAGUACCAGCAGUACCAGGAGGCCACCGCCGACGAGGAGGGCGAGUUCGACGAAGAUGAGGAGGGUGGCGGCGAUGAAUAGAUACUUAUACAUAUACUAAUUACGACAACACACCAUCAAGCACCCAACACUGUGUCCCGCAGACGCCCCAAAUCAACACUGAUGCUAGCGGACAACAACGAGCGCAGCCCUUCAAGAAGUACACAGAACGAACACCUUUAUCUUUUAAUGUCGGUUGUACAUAUUUCCAUAAGUUGUUGGUCUUUGUGAGAUCGUGCGUCACACUACCUAUUCACUUACUACACCCUUUUGUGUUGCAAUUGCUGUCUAUUGGAGUUAAACAAAUAAAACUGGUUGGUGACCACUGAAAAGUAA
Drosophila bipectinata is the source of this 1859-nucleotide messenger RNA. RefSeq names its product beta-Tubulin at 85D (gene betaTub85D). Gene Ontology annotation, molecular function: GTPase activity; GTP binding; structural constituent of cytoskeleton. The record is from RefSeq and is a predicted model, not a curated record. Gene Ontology annotation, cellular component: cytoplasm; microtubule. Gene Ontology annotation, biological process: microtubule cytoskeleton organization; mitotic cell cycle. NCBI's taxonomy places the organism in Eukaryota, Metazoa, Arthropoda, Insecta, Diptera, Drosophilidae.